Molecule: messenger RNA, 798 nt
Organism: Penaeus indicus
Lineage: Eukaryota; Metazoa; Arthropoda; Malacostraca; Decapoda; Penaeidae
Product: dihydrofolate reductase-like
Exons: 5
Coding region: 143-697 (184 amino acids)
Biological process (GO): folic acid metabolic process; tetrahydrofolate biosynthetic process; dihydrofolate metabolic process
Cellular component (GO): mitochondrion
Molecular function (GO): dihydrofolate reductase activity; NADP binding
Source: RefSeq, a predicted model, not a curated record
CCAUUCUCCGGUAGAUCAGCCGUGAACGCCAACGGCUUCCGUCUCCUUUUGUCUUUUCUGCACCGGGUUUCCUCUCUUUCACGCCUCAACUUUAUCUUACGAGUACCAUUCAUUCUCUCUACUAAUUAGGAACAUCGCCAGCAUGUCCACUCGCCUGAAUAUCAUAGUGGCAGCCUGUGAGAACCAAGGGAUCGGUAUCAACGGCGAAUUGCCAUGGCGACUGAGGGAGGAAAUGAAGUACUUUAGCCGCAUGACGAAGAUGACAAAGUCAUCAGAGAAGCAGAAUGCCGUCAUGAUGGGCCGCAAGACAUGGGAAUCCAUCCCAGACAAGUUUAGGCCCUUACCUGGUCGCCUGAAUCUGGUGAUUUCAUCAAGAGCAAAGAACCCUGGUCCAGAAUUCAAUGGAUCAACAGUGUGUUCUAGUUUUAAGGAAGCCAUUGACAAGGUUCACAGUCGUGCAGAAGUGGAGAGUGUGUGGGCCAUUGGGGGAUCUUCUAUAUAUGAGAUGGCAUUAGAAUCAGAUCAUCUCCACCGUAUAUAUCUUACGAGGAUAUUAAAGGAUUUUGAGUGUGACACCUUCCUGCCAUCAUUUGACCCCAAGAAGUUCCAGAUUGUGACAGAUCCCUUAGUUCCUAAUGAAAUACAACAAGAAGGAGAUAUCACCUACAAGUAUGAAAUUUAUGAGAAAUUGAAAUAAAAUUUUCCUUUACCUGCUUGUUCUGUCCAUAAUGCCUUGGAUGUUUUUAAAUAUGUCAUGGUAAUGUCAGUUACAUAAUUAAAAUACAAGAGAAUUAAUUA